AUGUUUUUACAAACCUUAAUAUUUAUUUUUAUUGGUUCUACGUUAGGAUAUAAGGUUGAUAAAGCUUCUCCGCCGCGAUGGAGCUCGGUGUAUACAGUUAAAGGAUUGCUAAAUAUUCCAUAUGCAGAACUUCAUGAACCAUUUUACGCUUGGUUCGACUACAAGAAUGGCAAGUCUCGCAUCGAUUACUAUGGGGCUAUGGUCAAGACAUACCAACUUUCGGCCUCUGUUUUUCCGCCAUUUGGCACCUCCAUUAAGAUAGCGCCAAUAACAACAGAACAGGUAUUGAACCGUGAAACAUGCCUGCAAGUGAAUGGAAGCACGUCUGAGAACAUCGGUAUCCAGUCGGUGUUGCCAGAUAUGACCGACUUUCAGUUUGUUGGUACAGAAACAAUGCAAGAUUCUGAGACGUCGAAAUGGCGUAUGGUUACUACGAUGGGGGAUAAAAUCAACAAAUACACCAUGUGGGUGAAGUAUAGGAAGAGUUUGAAAGGAGAUGCCGUAGCGAUACCUGUCAAGUACGAAAUGAAAGGCUUCAAUUCGCUGUUGGGUUCUCAUUACGAUCAUUAUUACAUCGACUACAGCGAUUACAAUGUGGACGACAUCGACCAGGACGUGUUCAAAGUUGAUCCGAGUUUUGAAUGCACAUCUUUCCCGGGACCCGGCUCCAAACACUUCGCCACAUUCAACCCGAUGAAGGAGUUCGUCCAUCCAGUGCACGACGCGCAUGUGGAGAGUGAAUUUGAAAGGUUCAAAAUGAAGCAUAACAAGCACUACUCGUCGGACAUCGAACAUACGAAACGCAUAAACAUCUUCAGGCAGAAUCUUAGAUUCGUCCAUUCAAACAACCGCGCGCGUCGUGGCUUCACGUUGGCAGUGAACCACCUCGCCGACCGCACGGACGACGAGCUGGCCUCUCUCCGCGGCAGGCGCUACUCCGGACCCAACCAGGGUCUUCCUUUCCCCUACAGUGAGGCAGUCCUGGAGGAGAUGAGCGUGAAGCUUCCCCCGGAAUAUGACUGGAGGUUGUUCGGAGCAGUUACACCUGUUAAAGACCAGUCGGUGUGCGGGUCGUGCUGGUCGUUCGGCACGGUGGGCGCGGUGGAGGGAGCGCUGUUCCUGCACAACGGCGGCCAUCUUGUGCGGCUCAGCCAGCAGGCGCUCGUAGAUUGCUCUUGGGGUUUCGGCAACAAUGGCUGUGAUGGCGGUGAGGACUACAGAGCGUACCAGUGGAUCAUGAAGCACGGGCUGCCCACCGAAGAAGACUAUGGUGGUUAUUUGGGACAGGACGGCUACUGUCACAUAGACAAUGUGACGCUGGUGACGUCCAUCAAGGGUUGGGUGAAUGUCACCGCUAAAAAUGAAAACGCUUUAAAACUGGCAAUAUUCAAACACGGCCCAAUAUCGGUCGCAAUCGACGCGUCUCAUAAGACCUUCAGUUUCUACUCCAAUGGCGUGUAUUAUGAUCCUGAUUGUAAAAACGAAGUGGACCAAUUAGACCACGCGGUCCUCGCGGUGGGCUACGGCGUCCUCAACGGGGCCAAGUACUGGCUGAUAAAGAACUCGUGGUCCAAUCUAUGGGGCAACGAUGGCUACGUGCUCAUGGCGGCGCGCGACGACAAUUGUGGAGUGCAGGCUGCUCCUACUUAUGUACUAAUG
Molecule: messenger RNA, 1659 nt
Organism: Brenthis ino (lesser marbled fritillary)
Lineage: Eukaryota; Metazoa; Arthropoda; Insecta; Lepidoptera; Nymphalidae
Source: the annotation of a GenBank genome assembly